This is a messenger RNA of Ambispora gerdemannii, 936 nucleotides long. The record is from the annotation of a GenBank genome assembly. NCBI's taxonomy places the organism in Eukaryota, Fungi, Glomeromycota, Glomeromycetes, Archaeosporales, Ambisporaceae.
AUGGUCGCAUAUAGCUUCCGUCACAUAGCGACAAAGUCUCGCGCUAUAAACUACCACAACACACCACCAUACUCUCACCAUCAUUACUACUCAACUGCAACUACUACAUUCAGUCGUCGAGGCCCUCCUCGGCUAGUGGUGGUGAGCUCCAGACUAUCUCUUCCACAAGUAAUCAAUAACAACAUUGGUGGCCACCGCCGUCGUACACUAAUAACUUCCUCGAGUUCACAACUAUUAGUUGGUCAAAAAUACCAUCGCCCUAAAAUAUUACAUCACAGCCACAAAAAUGGUUCAGGAAUGGCAAACCCACGGCUACAACAAGUUCGCUCAAUAAGUUUCACGACCAUACCGCGAUUUCUGUAUCAUGCUAUGCGAAUACCUGUCGCUGGCGUUACAGCUGGAGCUGCUGGUUUGACAUAUGCGAACUACAAGAUUGGGGACCUGGCAAACAAGAGCCAAAACUGGUUGAACUCGGUAACGGAUAGCGUGAAAUCAGUGUUCAACACAGUAGGUUCCGGAUUCGACUUUGAUCUACCAAAACUCGAAUUUCAGUUACCAGAUCAGCACCAAAUGGAAUCGGAUCGACCACGGUUUAUAAAAAAGGAGGAUGAGAAUUCUAAUGAAAGUGGUCAUUCAGACGCGGCUGAUGGUAGUGGUAGUAGUGCUGCUGCUGCGGCAGCAGGUACAGUUGCUCUUUUUGACAUAGAAGAUGAUGAAAAUUCGGAAAUAAGUACACCGACAAGACGGCCAGGCGGUGCUCAAGACGACCAGUUCAUGCUUCUUACGAGAAAGUUGAUUGAAGUUCGUAAUAUUUUGAUGAGUAUAGAUCAUAAUGAGGCAUUAAGGCUGCCAAGUAUUGUGGUGAUUGGAAGUCAGAGUUCGGGCAAGAGUUCGGUCCUGGAAGCUAUCGUUGGUCAUGAGUUUCUACCAAAGUAG